Molecule: messenger RNA, 4844 nt
Organism: Astyanax mexicanus (Mexican tetra)
Lineage: Eukaryota; Metazoa; Chordata; Actinopteri; Characiformes; Acestrorhamphidae
Product: KIAA1549-like b
Exons: 22
Coding region: 167-4378 (1403 amino acids)
Source: RefSeq, a predicted model, not a curated record
ACUGAGGGACAGACCUGCGCUCUGCGGAUCACUCAGCCCGGGCUCUGGAACUCUGGAUGGGCGCGCGGGGCUGAGCGGGGCUGCUAGAGCUCCUCUGCUGCCCGGACCUCGUUUUCCUCGCGCUGCGGCUGCAGAGUAUGAGCGAGCGGAGAGCGGAGCGGCGCGCAUGGCGGGCGGAGUGAGGAGGGCGCGCGGGGAGCCAGGCAGGUUCAGCCGCCGCCGCCGAUGCUGCUGCUGCUGCUGGAGCCCCGGAGCCGCACUGCUGCUGCUGAUGAUACUGCUGCUGAUGCGGCUACACAGCUGCACAGGGUCCAGCACGGAUGACUCAAGCUAUGAGGCGUCUGGAUCAUCAGUGUCUUCUCUGGACCAGGCCACCCUGGCCACCUCUCCUCAUCGUCCAACUGGCUUACUCAUGACCGAUGAGGAUCCCAUGUCAGUCAUGCAGUCGGAUCCUACCAGUCUGUCAAAGGGAAUCCGACAGGAACCAGCAUUCUCCUCCAUACUGACUCUACUGGCCGACUCAGCUGAAAAACCUCAGACUCCUCUUCAUUCAGGCUCUACUCUGGAAAGCUCAGUCAGGAUUGAUAAUGAAACCAGCCAAUCACCUUCAGAUGGUCCCUUUCAGAGAGCAGAGGCAUCCUUUAAGGCACCCUCUUCCUCUGCGGUGGUGCCCGGUGGCAACCAGUCCUCUGCCUCAGAGGACUCAGCGCUGGAGGACUGGGUUUCAGAGCUGAUGUCCUCUGUGGUUCAGACGUCCAGAGAGACCAGCCUCCGCUCGAAGAGAAAUGAAACUGGUUUGACUCGACAACGAAAGAAAAUCUCUACGUUUUCCAACAAAAACACACUGACACAAACAGAACCCACCACCCAGGAGACCACAGCCACCAGUGCCCCCCAGCUCACCACCGUCACCACCACCACUGUGGCCACCACCACUUCCACAACCACCACUCCCUCUCCAGUGACCACAACCACCCAACCCACCAGCACAACCCAGUUAACCAGCACCAGACCCACUACCACAACCACCACCACCACCACCACCUCUACUACUACAACUACAACCACUACUACAGCUAAACCUCCCAGAAUGAUAGCACCUGCCCGUCCCCCUACACGGACCACCACCACCACUACCACCACCACCCAGUCUCCCAGGACCAGUCCUACCAGAGCCACCACCACUACUACCACCACAACUCAGACUCCUCCAAUCAUCUGCAACAUCACUGAGAGAAUGUUGGUCAGAACAGUUUUGUCCAUCCACCUGCGGAGGAGCCGGCUGGACAGCAUCCUGAAGCAGAACCUGCCGAAGGGUCUGACUCUGGCUCUGAGGAAAGCUCUGAACGACAGCUCGGUCCAGGCUCAGAUUGAAAGUCUGACCAUAGUGCCCAACGUGACGUUGGGGUACUACGUUUCUCGGGGGGAUACGGUGUACAUGGCGUCGGUGGUGGUGGAGGCUCUGAAUGCUUAUGGCUUGGAGAGACUGAUGGCUGAUAUCCGGCAGUUUGUGCCGUUGGUGCAGGCGGCGCCGGUCCCGGCGGCCCCCUGGAGACCCACCCCGGCCAUUUCACUGAUGCUGAAGACAGUCCUGAGGUUUGUAGGGCCAGGAGACGACCUGUCGUCCUGCAGGUUUGCUCAGAUGAUGGAGGAGAGGCUGGAGAAUGCGUUUGCUGAGGCUGAGGUUAAAGUGCUGAACUCUUACAGCAGACUCACAGUACAGAUUCUGAGUGCGUCGCAGUCGUCCGGUUCUCCCGCUGUGUCUCUGAUAUACGUGGUGCGGAACGACAGCGUGGCUCUAAACGGCACCGUGGCCAGUAACCUGCUGAGCCAACUGACGGCUGAACUCGUGGGCUACUUCUUGUUUUACCCUCCUCUUAUCACUGCAGAGCCUUUGGAGUAUCACAACCUCAACACCUCUGCAGCAACUAAGGAUUUCUGGGUAAUCACAGUAAUUCAGGAUGUGGAGAACGCGUCUCUGGAGGGUCAGUACCAGAGCUUUGCCAGUUUGUUGGAGCAGCGCUUGGCCGAGCUCUUCGUUGUGGCCCAUCAGCAGGGUGCUCGCUUCAAACGGGCUACCACUGUGGGCAGCUAUACUGUUCAGAUGGUUGCUAUGAGGCGAGUGAGUGGACUGAAGAACCCUGCUGAACUGACCUACUAUGUCCAGCUAAACGGCACACCGCUCCCUGGAACAUCCGCUGCUAAAAUCCUCAACACAGUGGACUCUCAGACCAUGGCCCUCACACUGGGAUACUUUGUGCAGCUACAAGCUGAACCCGUGGUGAAGAUCCCGUCUAACAACCUCUGGAUCCUCGCUGCUGUUUUGGCUCCCAUUGGGGUCGUGACCAUCAUCAUAAUCAUCAUCACCGCUGUCCUGUGUCGCAAGAACAAAAGUGACUUCAAGACCGACGCCAUUGGCAACCUGAAUCCACGAGUAAAGACUGCAUACCGGAGAGACGUGGGUUAUUAUCAUCAGCCUGUUCAGGGGUUUGACUAUGCUAAGCAGCACUUGGGGCAGCAGGGUGGAGACGAGGAGACUCUACCAACCACCCAGGAGAAGCUGGUGCUGCCCCUGCCCAUCCGAGACGCCUCCCUCUCUCUAGAAAAGGUCAUCCGUCCAGACGGCACCAGCUCCAAAAAGGCUCUGACCAGCGAGACCAGGAAAAGCAGGUUGCCGAGCGAGGACGGUUCCGUCAUCAGCAGCGAAUCAGCGAAGGCCGUUCUGGGCCGAGGCUCGGCGCCGCAGAAAGUGACAGCACAGCAGAAACUCACAAAGGAGGAGAGCAGGAGCCGAAGCGAUCCGUACGACACCUCCUCAGGUUCUCUCCAGCUCAUCUCCAUAAAGCCUAUGGCAGCUCCGCCUUCCUACUCUCACCCAGCAUCCUCUGACCGCAGCCAGGAUUCAACUGUCCUGAAUGGAGAGGUGAGCAUGGCUCUGAAGCAGAAGUCAGACAUCGAGCACUACAGGAAUAAGCUGAGGCUGAAGGCUAAGAGGAAGGGGUACUAUGACUUCCCCUCGGCCGAGGGCAGCGUCAGCUCUAAGGCCGUGAGUCAGAGACAUAGGCAUGGUCAGGACCGAGCCGUCCACCCGCACAGCCCAGGAGCAGCGCACCCUCCCACCACCGCUCCGGAGUACGAGGACGAGCGAAGCUCCACCUACGUCAAGUCUCGCAGGAGGCACUCUCAGGUGAGAUACCCCACAUAUCGCAGCAGGCAGUCUUUGAACAGCCCCAGCCCUGGAGGAACUGAGAUGGACCUGCUGGUAAUGAGAGAGAGACCCAGGAAGGGCAUUCGCAACAGUGGCUAUGAUACGGAGCCCGAGAUCAUCGAAGAAACGGACGUAGAUCGUCUGGCGGCUCGUCGACAGUACGGAUACGGGCGUCAGGCCAAAAAUCACUCCGAGACAUCCACUCUGAGCUCACAGCCCUCUAUAGAUGAGGUGCGGCAGCAGAUGCACCUGCUGUUAGAAGAGGCCUUCAGCCUGGCUUCAGCUGGCCACUCCACGUCCAGCAGACGCCACCACUACCACCACCCGCACCAUCAGCACCAGCAGCUGAGCCCGUACAGCCCCGGGCCUCCUAUACCCUACUCAGAUGUGGUGACGAGCGCUCCCAGCACCAUGAACCAGGGAGGCCAAGGGGGUCUGCAGUGGGUUCCAGCGUACGGGCAGGACCUCUAUCAGUGCAGUCUGACCAAACCAACAUUCAGAUUCACCCAGCUGCCAGAGAUGGCCAUGGGCUCCCCUCCUCCACCCAUUCCUCCCAGAACAGGCCCACCUCCUGGGUCAUCACUGCGAAGGUCCUCCUCCGAUCUUGGCCCAAAGGCUCGAAGCUCUGAAUCAUCCGUGCCAGACAUGCAGAGUCAGCACGGCAGCGCCCCCUACGUGCCAGUCAGCAGAGCGCCACUCCCACCUGUCACCACAGAGCCUAUACCCAAUCACUCAGGAAACCCCAUGACUGCUGUGUAUGCUAUUCCAGCCAGCAGACCAGGAUACACAGGCUACUUCAUCUCAACACCCCCUUCCUCCUACCACAGUCCAUCCUGGAUGUCUUACCCCCCCGAGCCAGAGGACGUGCCCUCACAGUGGGCUGAUUCAGUGCCCUUGCCGGGCUAUGCAGAAGCCUUCCCGCACCCACGUUACCCUCAAGGCAGCCCUCUACUGUGGAAGCACAGCCAGGCCAUGUCUCCUCAGGGGGCACCAGAGCCUCCAUCUCCAUCCAUCGCGGCUUCCCAGCAGAGCCUGACCGACCCUGGGGACCUGAUCAGCCCCGACACCCCCCUCAGCAGCCUCUCCACCUCUGCCCUGGUCAAGGCCAUCCGCGACGAGGUGGCCAAGCUGGCCAAGAAGCAGGCUGACAUGUUUGAGUUCCAGGUCUAGGUCUAAGUCUAGAACUCCCGCUCCCUCUAGUGGCUGGGAGGACAAACUGCACUUACAGUACCUGUGUGCACUAAUUCUUGAAGAAUCCAGGACGUCUGCAUUUGGGUUCAGCAUUUAGGACUUUUGUACAGACAGUGCGUUCUUGUAUUCUACCGGAUACUUCAACCUUCCUGCAACUUAAAAGGUUUAUGUGUUUUAUGCAAAGCCUGCUUGUUGUUUCUACAGCUGUGUUUUUCCCUAUUAUAAACAUGUAGUUCAACAUAAAGACAAGACAAACCGGAGAAAGUGAUGCAAGUUUGGACACAAGGCCCAUGUGAUGUGUAUCAUCAUUAAAUCUAUCGCCAAACUUCACUCCAAACUCCACGCUGGCGAGAGUGAUGAAAUGUUAUAAUCCAGUCAUUAUGAAACAAUUGUGCAAGUGUGUGCAAUAAUAAGAAUACUAUAAAGAAAGAUCUUUUCAUCUCAA